Ruditapes philippinarum (Manila clam) is the source of this 3421-nucleotide messenger RNA. RefSeq names its product leucine-rich melanocyte differentiation-associated protein-like. Bases 55 to 819 code for a protein of 254 amino acids. The transcript is spliced from 7 exons. The record is from RefSeq and is a predicted model, not a curated record. Gene Ontology annotation, molecular function: protein binding. Lineage: Eukaryota; Metazoa; Mollusca; Bivalvia; Venerida; Veneridae. Gene Ontology annotation, biological process: melanocyte differentiation.
AAAUAUUUUAUCAUGUGACUAUCACGUGAUUUAGCAAUAAAAUAAAAUGACAAAAUGGCGGACGAACCAAUUGACAGUGGGCAAAAUUCCGAAAUGGUUAAGGAAGAAGAUAUAACUGAAGAGGAGGAUUUUUCAUGUGAAAAUUUUCACGACGGACAGUUAUCUUACGUCGGUCAUGAUAUAGAGUCUCUACCACAAAAGUUGAUUGAAGAUUACUCAAAGGUGACAACAAGAUUAGAUCUGAGCUUUAACCAAGUUAAUAAUUUGCUAGGCCUUGAAGAGUUUUGUCAUUUACAAGAGCUGGUUUUAGACAAUAAUGAAAUCAAUGACUACACAGUGUUCCCUCAUUUACAGCAGCUGCACACACUAACACUCAACAAAAAUAAGUUAACAGAUUUAGAACAUUUAAUAAGUGAGAUCAAAAGUAAGUUACCUAAGCUGAAAUACUUAAGUUUAUUGGGGAAUGCCGCGUGUCCAAAUCAACUCUCGGCACAUGAUAAAGAUGAUGAAGACUAUUUAAGAUAUAGGUAUAAAGUGCUGUAUAAUUUACCAGAGUUGAAGUUUCUAGAUUCAACACAAGUUACAUCAUCAGAUAUGGAGGAAGCCAAACGUGUUGGACCGUUCUUGACUGUUGUUAGAGGCACAGAUGCACCCAUUACAUUUCCAGAGGAGAGUCCCCCAUCUCCAAGCCCUUACUCCCCAUUACCAAAUUCUGGAAGAACUAGUGAAGAGCAUCAAGGGACUUAUGGAAAGAGUAAAUAUGUGUACUAUGGUAAACAUUCAGAAGGGAACAGAUUUAUACGCAAUACUGACCUUUGACCUAUUUAUAAUAAUCAUAAAACUGCUUUGCAUUCGUCUGCUUAAAUGUCAUUUGUGCCAUAAGGUCAUAUGACUUCAUCACUAAGUUAAAGAGAUAUUGCCUUUGUAUAAACUUGGGAUGUAGUUUUGUAGACUUUAGGCGAUAAACUAGGGGUCAGAGGUCAGGGGUCAGUUUAAAUCACCAGCAGCUGAUAGGCCAGUCUUUACUUUGUGUCAUCUGUGAUCAAAAGGUCGAAGAGAUAAUUCACUUUAUUGAAUAAUUUGAAAUUAAAUUAUUCAUGGAUAACUGUUUCUUAAAAGUCGAUUGCGAAAUCUUUGAAAUAAGCAUUUCAUUUAUAAAAAAGUUCCUUAAUCUUCUGCAGUUAUGGAUUUGCCCCACUUUAAAUUUGGAACAGUCCAUUCACAGUGCAGGGUAGCCUCAGGCUCUUUGGUUCCAGGAGAUUAAAAGUUGAAAUAAUGACAAAUUAUUUUGUUAAGAUUUUAUUAUGUUUAUUUCACUAUUAGUGACGGGUUUUGAAAUGUUGUAUCAAAAUUCUUGGGGGUUUUUUUUAGCCGAAGGUUUCAUACUUAAAAAUGUAAAAAAAAAAAAAUCAUAUUUUUAUUGCACAUUUUAUUCAUUUUAAAUUACUUUUUAAAUGGACAAGUUGAAUGAAGAAGCAUGAUUAAAUGUCGUUUGAUGUUGUUGUUAUUGUUUUCAUUUUGAUACAUGUUUUUCAUUUGAUAAAUGUAUAUAAACAAUAUAUUCUGAACAAGUUUUCCUUGCUUGUAUAAUAUUUUGGUAGAUAUUUUUCAUACAAAUCUUAAGUGUUUUUCAUAGAGAUACAGAACUAUUUUCUGCUCAUCUUACAUGGCAGUAACAAUGUUAUUGAAUUUAAGGAAUAGAUACUGAAUACAAUAAGUAUCAUGAAGGAAGAUAAAAAAGUUAAUUCAGUUCAGAAUAGAAUUUAAUAUAGGUAUUCCUGACACUGCUAAAAUUUUAUAAUGGACUUGUCCUCGUUUGAAUUUGGAACAGUUCAUGGGUAGAUAAGGGUAUUCCAUUUUCAAAACCCUUAAUCCUUAACCCCAUUCAGUACUUAUUAUGAAAAUUUUCCCACUCCUUCAAAUGAUAAAUGGUUUUGUCCAGAAUGAAAGAUGGACAAGUCCAUUUAAGAUAUUUAGUGUGGUAAUGGUUAAAUCAAGCAGCCAACAGUAUAAAUUCUAGGCAGACGGCACCAAUGUGCCAGUGCUUACAUAGUUCUAUUAUUAUGGGAUUAGGAAGAAAUUAUUGUAAAUAGCUCUUUUUGACUCAAGUGCAGUCUGUUGGAAUGACAUAAAAGAUUUAAUUCAAUUUCCCUUAAUCUCUAAGCAAGCCAAUAUAAAAUAUUUGUUUUUUCAUAUGUUAUAAAAUCUAUGUUUCCUUUCAUCCGUUAACAAGACAUUUAUAUGUUGGGAUAAUAAAUUACAAAAAGGGAGGACAGGUAUUUUGAAGUAGAAGAGAUUUUUAUCAAGAUUGUUUAUGUUUUCAUACAGUCAAGACUAAUUGACGGAAUUUAGAAUAGAACACUCUAUGUCUACCUCUCUGCUUAGAUAUAAGUAGUAUCUUAUUACACUUUAUUAUCUUUUAUUACAUCUUAUUAUGUUUUAUUACAAUGAAUUGGUUAUUUUAUUACAAUAAAUUGGUUUUAAUGAAUCUACUUUUGUGAGAGCUUAUAUUCUGUAGUAUGUAGACGUAGUUUCAGGAAAUUUUAAUUAGGAGGUUGUCUGUCUAAUUAUUGUAGUUUGUAAUUGUAUUUAUUGUUGGUAAAAUAAACUUAAUAAACAGGGAUAUAGUGCAAUUUCUAGUGUACAAAGGAACUUUGCCAGGAAGAAGAGAAAAGAGAUUUCUUGUUAUACCAGUUUUUAUCUUGACUAUUCAAAUAACAGGGAAAGCUGUUGUACUCACCCCGGUGUUGGCGUCACACUUUGGUUAAAGUUUCUGCUUUGCAAGUGAUUGUCUCCAAAACUACUGAAGGGAAUGGAAAGAAACUUCACACACUUGUUGUCUGUGAUAAUCUAACAUGAUGGGCACAGGUCUCAUAACUCUUAAUUACCUUUUUACAGAGUUAUGCCCCAUUUCUUACUGUCAAGUAUAGCAAAUAGUCCAGCAUGCUGUCUUAUGGACAGCUCUCAUUAUUUAUUAUAUGUGCUAGAAGAUUGUCACAAAAUCAUUUACUUUGGUCUGAGUAGAUGUAGAUAGUAUAGAUGUACCCCACUCUUCUGAGGGUUAAAAAUCAUCAUCACUCCUUAGUAUUUAGUCAUCCUCACUCUUUAGAGUUUAAUACUCUAUUCUGAGGGCAUAAACAAUUCAUUAUUGCUGCAGAACAAAGCAUUAUUUUCUAAAAUGUAGAACUUUGAGAUUAUAUUUUCAAUUGUUAUUUGUCGGUUUUGGCAGCAUUGUGAAUGAAAGGGAUUUAACUGAGAUUUGCAAUUCAAAUAAUGAUUGAUAUUGUUGACAAACGUUUUCUUGUGUGAAAGAAAACUGAUUAUUUCUCUUAAACAGGGUAUUUGUCAUAGAUAUUUCAAGUUUAAGUGUAUCAUUAGGUUAAAGUUUUGUUUUAAGUUUAUAAAAGAGGGUUCAAUGCAC